Molecule: messenger RNA, 2229 nt
Organism: Encephalitozoon cuniculi GB-M1
Lineage: Eukaryota; Fungi; Microsporidia; Unikaryonidae
Exons: 1
Coding region: 1-2229 (742 amino acids)
Biological process (GO): ubiquitin-dependent protein catabolic process; protein ubiquitination
Cellular component (GO): cullin-RING ubiquitin ligase complex
Molecular function (GO): ubiquitin protein ligase binding
Source: RefSeq, marked provisional
AUGGACAUAGGAAGAAGAACAUUGAGCGAGGAGGACUUUAGCAGUAUCUGGUGCUCGAUAGAGAGGGAGCUGGGAAAGCUUGCCUCUGGAGGUCUGUGCAGCGCACUGGAGAUUUACAACAAGAUAUACGUAGUGUGCACAUCAUCCACUCCCCGUCUUGAGAGCAGGCUGUACUGGAAGAUAGGGGACUUUAUCUACAUGAGAGCCCGGGAGAUAAGGAGGGAGGUGUUUGAUGCCAAGGAUUGGAUUGAGGAGUAUAACAGGGGGUUCAGGAAGUUCCGGGAGAUGGUGUUUGCAAUUGAUGAGCUGUGCGACUUCCUGAACGAGUGUGUGAAAGGAAGGACGAUGCGAGACCUUGGGUUUCUUCUGUGGGAAAGAUGUGUGCUGCAGCAGACUGCGAAGUACAAGCACACGACGCUUGGGUUUGAGCUGGUGAGUCAGGGGAGGAUUGAGGUUGUUAAGGAGGCAAUAGAAUCGUUCCGGCUGAUUGUCCCGGAUGCAAAGAAUCCCAUGCUGUAUUACACACAGAGGUACGAGCAGUUUGCACUCCAAAAGAUCGGAUGCAAGUAUUCGGAGGAGAUAAAAUCGGCGUGCGAAGAAGUCGAGAGGUACUCGUUCUAUGUGAGAGAGAAGAUUUUCUAUGAGAAGAGUAUCCAAGACAAGAUAUUCCUUGAGGAGUCGUGGCCAAAGAUGGAGAUGAUACUUGAGGAGGUGUUUAUACUGAACAAAAGGGACUACCUGCUUUCCGAGAUCCACAGGAUAAUGUCCAUGUAUAGGCUUCCUGUUGAGAUUCUUGCAAAGAUUUCUGGAGAGGGGGAAUGUGACAAGCAUAGGACGGAUUCUGGAGGCCAUCGAACAAACGAUUUCUAUGAGCUGCAGGGGGGCUCGGGGGCUAGAAAGGCUCACAACGACGUUUUUCUGGAGAAGAUGUCUGUUCUUUACAGGAACCUGUCGGAGUUCAAGUCUGCAUAUGCGAUUCUCCAGGAGGUGUUUACUCGGUAUGUGAGGGACGAGAGCGAAAAGCACAUCCAUGUGUAUAGUAGAAGCAUUGAAACACUGUACGUCUUCCACUGCAUGCUUAGGCAUGUUGUAGAUGUUGGGUUUCUGGGGGACCGUGAAUGUCUCAAGAUACUGAAGAAGGAGUUUUCUGCGAGUUGUAUGAGGCUAAAGCCGUCUCUGGAAGCAAGGCUGCUUGAGUUUUCUGGGUGCAUUGUAGGGAAUAGCGGAAACGCAUUUAAGUUUCUUGACAGCGAGUUUGAGGGAGCAGAUGAUGGAGGACGGAUGUCGCUGCCGUUCCUGGGAGAUGGGGAAGUAUGUGGAGACGGCCCUGGGCUGGGUCAGUCAUUUUGUGGAAAGAAUGACUUUCUGCGGCAGGUGUUUGGUACUUUGUAUAAGAUGGUGGAAAACAAGCAUGUGUUUUAUGAGAUGUAUCUUUCUGGGCUUGGAAAGAGGCUGCUUGAGGGGAAUCCGAAUCUCCAGGAAGAGAGAAAGUUGAUUUCCCUGAUGAAGAGAAAAAGCAACCAGGACUUCAUGAAGAAGGCCGAGACGAUGAUCGCGGACAUCAGCAUCUCACUGAGCUACAACAAGGAUGUGGACCGAUUUGUGUGGAUUCUGACGCAAGCAUACUGGCCGAUGCAGGCAGAGAGCCAGAGCACUCGAAUUCCAGCACCGCUUGAGAUGAUAAAGAAGGUGUACGACUCGAAGUUCAACAAGAAGAGGCUGCAUUGGGUAUGGCAUCUUGGAAGUGUGUGUGUGGAGAUCCGUGGGGUGGAGAUCCAGAUGAAUGUCCUCCAGUACUCUGUUGUCGACCUCUUCAAUAAGCAUGAGGAGAUUGACUUUGAGAAAGUUCUUGGGCUUGUGAAGAUGGGGACAAAGACCACCGACGAUGUCCUCAGGUCUCUAGUUGAGAGCAAUCUUGUGGUCCGCGCUGGAGACUGGUACAGGAUGGGAGAUGUGUCUAAGGUUGGAGAAGACAUUCGGGCCUUUUACUGUAGUGAGAGUAUCUGUAUGGCACACGAAAUAGACAGGAGUGCAUACUACCAGUCUCUUGUGUCGCGCAUACUAAAAAGAAGAAAGAGGAUGUGCCUGGGGGACAUACUGAAGGAGAUUCUCGCCGAGCACACCGAGAGGUUCGAGUACGAUGAGGCCAUGUUUUCUGAAGGUGUUCGGACUCUUGGGGACAAAGGAAUCAUAGAGGAUGUGGAGGGGAUCUAUGUUUAUCUUCCCUGA